Molecule: messenger RNA, 2833 nt
Organism: Cyprinus carpio (common carp)
Lineage: Eukaryota; Metazoa; Chordata; Actinopteri; Cypriniformes; Cyprinidae
Product: choline transporter-like protein 2
Exons: 22
Coding region: 113-2215 (700 amino acids)
Biological process (GO): transmembrane transport; choline transport
Cellular component (GO): membrane
Molecular function (GO): choline transmembrane transporter activity
Source: RefSeq, a predicted model, not a curated record
UUUCUUGCUUGAAAUCAGGAAGUAAAAGCAGAUAGUGGGCAGAAAGACCAUUUUCCAGCCUAACAGUGAGGAAGGGAUAUCAGAUCAUCAGAUAGAGCCGUUGAACAUAAAGAUGCCUGUGGAGGAACGUGCUUACAAAAAGAACGGAGAGCCCAAAAAAUUUGACCCAGACUUCAAAGGGCCCAUCCAAAACAGAGGAUGCACAGACAUUGUUUGCUGUAUCUUCUUCAUCGUGGCCAUAGUGGGCUACGUUGCAGUGGGAAUACUGGAAUGGAAUUUCGGUGACCCGAGGAAGGUGAUCUAUCCCACAGACAGCAUGGGACAGUACUGUGGCCAGGGAACACUGGAGAAGAAGCCCUUGUUGUUCUACUUUAACAUGAUGAAGUGUGCCAGUCCCAUGGUCCUCUUAGAGUUCCAGUGUCCCACACCUCAGGUGUGUGUAGAAAAAUGUCCUAAUCGCACUAUGACUCUGGUAACCGCCAUUGGAGACAAACAAGACUGGGAAUAUUACAGAAGCUUUUGCAGAGAAGACCCAGGGGUGAAGAAGUCAGUGCCGCAAAUUCUGCAAGAAAAACUGUGCCCUGCAUAUCUGAUUUCCAGCAAACCAUUUUUGCAGCGAUGUUUUCCAUCUCUGGGCAAAAAGGGUGAAGUCAUCACAGUGGGCGAUCAAGAAACAUUUAAUGAUGGGGAGAAAAUAAGAGACGCUAAAGACCUGGUGGCUGGAAUGAAGAACGCAACAGUAGUCAUGGAGGGUCGUCAAGUUGCAAUGAAGAUCUUUGAGGAUUACACAAAGUCUUGGUACUGGAUCCUAAUUUGUUUGCUGAUUGCUGUGGUGCUGAGUCUGAUCUUCAUCGUUCUUCUACGUUAUCUGGCUGGAAUCAUGGUCUGGGUCAUGAUCGUCAUGGUCAUCGCUGUCGUUGCCUAUGGUAUUGUUCACUGCAGCGUGAAGUAUGUCAGUCUGAAGGACACACCUGGUGCUAAUAUCACGCUACAGCAGCUGGGCUUCCAGCCUGAUUUCUCUGUGUACCUGCACAUCAGACAGACCUGGCUGGCCUUCAUUAUCAUCUUGGCUAUUUUGGAGUUCAUCAUCAUCAUUCUCCUCAUCUUCCUCAGAAACCGAAUUCGGAUCGCUGUUGAGCUCAUGAAGGAGGCCAGCAGGGCUGUCGGUUAUGUGAUGUCAUCGCUGUUCUACCCUAUUUUUACCUUCUUCCUCCUGACCAUAGUCAUCGCGUACUGGGGCGUCACUGCAGUUUUCCUCUCUACAUCCAGUGAACCGGUUUAUAAGGUUUUCAAUGAAACCGUUUGUCCACAUGCAAGGGAAACCUGCAUCCCUGAGAACUUCACUCUUUCUAAAAUGAAGACAGACUGUCCGCAGUCUGAGUGCCUGUUUGCUUUCUAUGGUGGGGAAACGCCAUAUCACAAAUACCUGAUCUUCCUUCAGUUCUACAACGUCUUCCUGUUCUUCUGGUGUGCGAACUUUGUCACUGCUCUGGGUCAGAUGACUCUGGCAGGAGCGUUUGCAUCCUACUACUGGGCUCCUAAUAAAACCAAAGACAUGCCCGCUUUCCCGCUGUGUGCCUCUCUGGGCAGAUCCCUCAGAUAUCACACAGGCUCUCUGGCGUUCGGUUCUCUCAUCCUCGCCAUCGUCCAGAUUAUCAGGGUUCUGCUGGAGUAUAUUGACCACAAACUCAAGGGAGCACAGAAUAAAUUUGCCAAGUUCUUGUUGUGCUGUAUGAAAUGCUGCUUCUGGUGCCUGGAGAAGUUCAUCAAGUUCCUGAACAGGAACGCCUACAUUAUGGUGGCCAUAUAUGGUAAAAACUUCUGCCGAUCAGCAUGUGAUGCCUUCUUCCUCCUCAUGAGAAAUGUAAUUAGGGUGGUAGUCUUGGAUAAGGUCACCGAUUUCAUCUUAUUCCUUGGAAAACUCCUCAUUGUCGGGCUUGUGGGGAUCUUCGCUUUCUUCUUCUUCUCGGGACAUACGGAUGCGUUUAAGGGCACCGCACCCAGUCUCCAUUACUACUGGGUUCCUAUUUUGACUGUGUUGGUGGGCUCCUACUUCAUUGCACAUGGGUUUUUCAGUGUUUACGCCAUGUGUGUGGACACACUCUUCCUCUGCUUCUUGGAGGACCUGGAGAGGAACGAUGGCAGCCCAGAACGACCCUAUCUGAUGUCUGAGAAACUUCUCAAUGUUUUGAAGAAGAAGAACCAGGCCAACUAGUCCUCGCUGACGGUCAGGGUUACAUGUAUGUGCCUCGGCAGCACCUUGAGAAAUCGUUUUCAUUGCUGUAUUUAUCAUGCCUUGGAGAACCAGGCAAACAUGUUAAUUAUGAAACACAUCCAAGUGUUUGACCUCAGCCAUAUGCAGAAAGUUUACUUUAGAAUGAGGGCAAAUUACACCUCUGCUUUCCCCACAGAGGUUUUAGAUGUAUUAUUUAAAUGUCAAAAAGCUUUUGCAAUAACUGCCAAAUGUUUUAAUGAAUAGAUACUUUACAGAAUAACUGAAAUGUCUCGGCCUAGACAGUUUGAUUUGCAUUUUUCAUAGUCUUUAUAUUUAUGGGUUUUAUAUGUAAACACAAUGCAGUGUUGUUCAUUGUGCUGUUGGACACGAUUGUAGACAAAUGUUUGCAGAAGUGAUCGUAAAAAACUGUUUUACUUUGAUCAUCCGUUCAUUUCCGGUUCGUGUCCCUGUGUAUAUUAUGAGAAGAAGUGCCUAAAAGUGGUAAAUCUGUUUAGACUCCUUGAUUAUAACCUUGUUCUUGACUUUAUUCAGUGUUUUAAGUGUUUGUUACACGUUUGUACGCCUCAAUACAUGGUAAAUAAAGAAUUUUCUACAAUA